UCAAACUUGACCCAACUAAAACCGGAUAAACCUUAAACCCAAAAAUCUCAAAGCAAAAACCCCCACCCACAUUCUCAAUUGAGCAACCAAUUCAAGAAGAUGAACAGCAGCCUCCGUCUGUUCCCAUCUUGUUCGUGCUCAUACCAAUUACCCACAAAUCCAAAACCCACUACGCUCUAUUUCAUUAACAAUCCUACCCACUUUCUGCAUUUGAAGCGACCCAAGAGGAAGCAACUAUUAGCUUCCUGUACCAGUUAUGAAGUUGGUGGAGGUUAUCCAGAGGAGGAGUUUGAUAUGCAAGAUACAAGACGACCCAUUAAAGAAGUGAAGCCGAAAAUGGAUACUUCCGAGUAUGAAGCUCUUCUCAAAGGAGGCGAUCAAGUCACCUCUGUUCUCGAAGAGAUGAUUGUCCUCUUGGAAGAUACGAACAUUGACGAAACAUCUGAAGAGAUAGCUUUGCAGUUGGCUGCACAAGGUGUCAUAGGUAAAAGGGUUGAUGAGAUGGAGUCGGGCUUUAUGAUGGCCUUAGACUACAUGAUCCAGACUGCUGAAAAGGACCAAGAUGAUAAGCGCAAGGCAAUACUGGAGGUGGUGAAGGAGACUGUUCUAUCUCAUCUCACAAAAAAAUGCCCGCCACAUGUUCAAGUGGUCGGCCUACUUUGUAGAACUCCAUUGAAAGAAAGCAGACAUGAACUACUUCGUAGAGUUGCUGCUGGGGGUGGUGUCUUUAAAAGUAAGAAUGGCACCAAGGUUCAUAUUCCAGGAGCAAAUCUUAAUGACAUAGCCAACCAAGCUGAUGAUUUAAUAGAGACAAUGGAAACUCGGCCGAUAGUUCCUGAUCGAAAACUGCUUGCAAGGCUUGUUCUGAUUAGAGAAGAGGCUCGGAAUAUGAUGGGAGGUGGAAUUCUGGAUGAAAGAAAUGAUCGUGGUCUGAGUACUCUUCCUGAAUCAGAGGUGAACUUUUUGACCAAACUGGUUGCUUUGAAACCAGGAAAUGUUGUCCAGGAGAUGAUACGAAAUGUAAUGUUAGGUAAAGAUGAAGGGGCCGAUAACUCAGGUGAUAAUGAGGAAGGUACUGCAGGUGGACGGAGGGAUUCAAGGGGAAUUGGAGGAAGGGAAAGUGUAUCAGGGCGUAAGCCACUUCCAGUUCGUCCAGGCAUGUUUCUAGAAACUGUAUCUAAGGUCUUAGGUGGAAUAUAUGCUGGAAGUGAAUCAGGUGUCACUGCACAACAUUUAGAAUGGGUACAUCAGAAGACACUUCACAUUCUUGAGGAAAUAGCAUUCUAGUCUGUGCGCUAUCAUCAAGAUUGCAGUUUGAAGUCCAAGGACCUCAAAGUUCUUUGCGUGCAAGAUAAUCGGAUUCAGUCCACCUCCUAGUUCAAACGGAUAUCCAUCUCUCGCUCUCACAUUCUUUUCCCUCAAUUGACCGAUAGAUUGGCUUUUAAUGUAGUCCCAUUCUGCUCUUCCACACGGAGGGUCCCCUUGUAAAAGACUUAUUUGGUGGGGGAUGUUCUUACAAGUAAACAUGUCCCUGAAUUAGAAAUUAAACCACAUCACUUAGGAAAAUACUACUUGAUCCUCUGUUGCACACACUUCCCAUUACAAAUAACACAAUAUCAUAUUGAAAAGUGCAAGGAGAGAUCUGAAGAACUUUGUAUAUUUUUCAAUGAGGAGAGUCAAGGGAAACCAGCACGCUUCUUUGUUAUGUAAAACUUUGUAUGUUGAAUCAAUUUUCCAUUGAUGCCAUAA
Cucumis melo (muskmelon) is the source of this 1749-nucleotide messenger RNA. Its product is annotated as protein PEP-RELATED DEVELOPMENT ARRESTED 1, chloroplastic. Gene Ontology annotation, cellular component: chloroplast nucleoid. The record is from RefSeq and is a predicted model, not a curated record. NCBI's taxonomy places the organism in Eukaryota, Viridiplantae, Streptophyta, Magnoliopsida, Cucurbitales, Cucurbitaceae. The transcript is spliced from 10 exons. The coding region runs from base 100 to 1287 and encodes 395 amino acids. Gene Ontology annotation, biological process: regulation of DNA-templated transcription.